Molecule: messenger RNA, 1275 nt
Organism: Owenia fusiformis
Lineage: Eukaryota; Metazoa; Annelida; Polychaeta; Sabellida; Oweniidae
Source: the annotation of a GenBank genome assembly
AUGGCUGUGAUUCUAAAGCGAGGCUAUGACCUCCCUUACAUAAAAUUACUACCCCGCAAGAAAGUGGCUAUAAGGCAAGUUUUGGACGUGAAGCAUGCAGAAGCUCUCAAGGCAUUGCCAUCUGACGCACCCUGGUAUACGAUAGCUCUUGUGAAAUAUAGGAGGUUUGUAGGACCUGCAAUAAGCGCUACUGUUGUGUAUUUUCUCUGGCUGGCCUAUAUGAUCAAGUGGAACAUGUGGUACUUAUUUGUGGAACGAUAUGAGAUGUCAGUCACCAUGGUGUUCGGAUCUCUCAUUGCAGGUAUGACAAGCGUUGGUGGAGGAGUUAUAGCGUUUCCCGUUAUGACACUUGUCCUCGACGUCGCCCCAAACAUCGCCCGAGAUUUCAGUCUUAUGGUUCAGUCUUGCGGAAUGACAGCCGCCUCCUUUGUCAUCUACUUCAUGGGCAUUCAAGUGGAUUGGAACAGCCUCAUCAUUUGCUCGAUCGGAGGUGUUUUUGGCGCUAUCUUUGGUUUUGAAGUUGUCGACCAGCAUAUGACUUCGCCAAAGAAAAAGUUCACGUUUACAGCAUUUUGUUUUGCGUUUGCAUUCGCAUUGUUUCUUCUAAACCGAUAUCGUGAUAGAAGAACAUUUCUAGCUGUUCCGUACUUGAACAAAUGGAAAGGUUUUGUUUUAUUCUUGGCUGCACUUGUUGGGGGAAUGUUUACUGCUCUUGCCGGCAGUGGAUUGGACAUAGUCAGUUUCAGCGUCAUGACAUUACUGUUCCGUGUAACUGAAAAGACGGCAACUCCAACAUCUGUUAUACUCAUGGGUAUCAAUACUGCAUUUGCUACGUAUUGGAGAUCAGUUAUACACUACGAUGCUUCAACUGAUGCAUUUCAUUAUCUGUUAGUUUGCAUCCCAAUCGUUGUCAUCGGAGCACCUAUGGGAUCUGUUAUCGGGAGCUAUCUUCACCGCCUGGUGUUGGCUGCAUUGAUCUACAUAAUUACUACUGCAGCACUGAUUGGCUCAUUCGUAGUCAUUCGACCUUUGACCCCUGAUCUGAUUGGUCUAGCUGUGGGAAUCGUUGUGGCCGGAAUCUUCAUUUUCUUUCUGCUGACACUGGCUGGGGCCAAACUUUUGAAGCACGUGGAGGAACAAGAAGAAAAUAUAACGAUUACAAAUAGCGAUAGCGUACAAAGUAGUGUUAUAACUAAUAAAAUAUUCUCAGUUGCAGACAACGCUCCCUCCUCGAUGCAGAACGGAAUUUCAAAUAAAGCUUUUCAAGAGAUAUGA